This is a messenger RNA of Colletotrichum higginsianum IMI 349063, 636 nucleotides long. RefSeq names its product Ras family protein. Lineage: Eukaryota; Fungi; Ascomycota; Sordariomycetes; Glomerellales; Glomerellaceae. Bases 1 to 636 code for a protein of 211 amino acids. The record is from RefSeq and is a predicted model, not a curated record. Gene Ontology annotation, molecular function: GTP binding; GTPase activity. The transcript has 7 exons. Gene Ontology annotation, cellular component: vacuole; fungal-type vacuole membrane; phagocytic vesicle. Gene Ontology annotation, biological process: regulation of vacuole fusion, non-autophagic.
AUGUCAUCGAGAAAGAAGGUCCUUCUCAAGGUCAUUAUCCUUGGCGACAGCGGUGUCGGCAAGACGAGUUUGAUGAACCAAUAUGUCAACAAGAAGUUUAGUGCAAGCUACAAGGCCACUAUCGGCGCCGAUUUUCUGACGCGCGAGGUUCUCGUCGACGACCGCCAGGUGACGAUGCAGGCUGACGGUGGACGCCAGCUGUGGGAUACGGCGGGACAGGAGCGUUUCCAGUCGCUGGGCGUGGCCUUUUACCGCGGUGCCGACUGCUGCGUGCUUGUUUACGAUGUCAACAACUCGAAGAGCUUCGAUGCUCUGGACAGCUGGAGAGACGAAUUCCUGAUCCAGGCUUCGCCGCGAGACCCCGAUAACUUUCCAUUUGUCGUUCUCGGGAACAAGAUUGAUGUCGAGGAGAGCAAGAGAGUGAUCUCGACCAAGCGCGCGAUGACCUUUUGCCAGUCCAAGGGUGGAAUCCCAUACUUCGAGACCAGCGCAAAGGAGGCCAUCAACGUCGAGCAGGCGUUUGAAGUCAUCGCGCGGAACGCCCUCGCGCAGGAGGAGUCUGAAGAGUUCAGCGGGGACUACCAGGAUGUCAUCAACAUCCCUAUCGAGAACCCUCGGGACGGAUGCUCUUGCUAA